Capronia coronata CBS 617.96 is the source of this 321-nucleotide messenger RNA. RefSeq lists its product as uncharacterized. Gene Ontology annotation, cellular component: mitochondrion. The transcript has a single exon. The record is from RefSeq and is a predicted model, not a curated record. The coding region runs from base 1 to 321 and encodes 106 amino acids. Lineage: Eukaryota; Fungi; Ascomycota; Eurotiomycetes; Chaetothyriales; Herpotrichiellaceae.
AUGCGCCCCUCUACGCGUUUCCUAGCCACAACGACGCCGACCCGCUCGCUCAAAGGCAAACCCCGUGCCCCUCCCAUCUCUCUCGACCACUUCAUCCAGCGCCAGCGCGUCUUGUCGUUGUGGCGCACUAUCCUGCGCGCCGCGUACCGCGUCCCGAAAGACCUUCGGACCGAGACACUGGCCUAUGCGCGCGGCGAGUUCGAGCGGAAUCGUCAUGUCGAGGAUAUUGGGCAGAUCAGAUAUCUGAUAAGUACGGGGAAAGCGGAGUUUGAUGGGAUGCAGAGGUAUAUCGAUGAGAUGGCGGCGAGGGCGAGUGGGUAA